Dentiscutata erythropus is the source of this 269-nucleotide messenger RNA. The record is from the annotation of a GenBank genome assembly. Lineage: Eukaryota; Fungi; Glomeromycota; Glomeromycetes; Diversisporales; Gigasporaceae.
GCCUGAUAUAUAUCAAGCUAGUAUUUAUACUAGCAUUACACAAAAACAAAAAUAUGCAUAUGGUUUUGGCAUGGCUAAAGACAAGCUAAAAUUUGCUCUUGAUAAUCGAAUAACUAUUAAUAUUACUAGGAUUAAAAAUCUAAAAAAAUUGAAGCACAAAGAAUAUUCAAAGAUUCUGAAACCUAUACCAAGUGUUCAAGAUUUAAAUACAGGACAAUUAAAUAAAAAACAGAAUAUUAAAGAAAGUUUAAAAAAAUAUAAUGAAGCAG